Messenger RNA from Thyridium curvatum, 873 nucleotides. RefSeq lists its product as uncharacterized. The coding region runs from base 1 to 873 and encodes 290 amino acids. The transcript has 3 exons. NCBI's taxonomy places the organism in Eukaryota, Fungi, Ascomycota, Sordariomycetes, Thyridiales, Thyridiaceae. The record is from RefSeq and is a predicted model, not a curated record.
AUGCCUCAGUACAAUUACGACACGACAGGCGAGCAGGUUGCCGCAGACUGCCAAGCCCAGAUCGAGGACAAGACCGUGCUCGUCACCGGCGCCAGCCCAGGCGGACUCGGAGCGGCCUUCGCCGCCAUAGUCGCCCAGUACAAGCCGGCCUGCUUCAUCCUUACAGCGCGCACCGCGGACAAGGCGCAGGAGACGGCCGCGGAGAUCGCCCGCAUCGCCCCAGGGGUCCGCACCCACUGCGUCGCCCUCGACCUGUGCUCCCUGGAGAAGGUGCGCGCCGCGGCGGCCGAGAUCGACGCCCUCUGCGAGCGGGUAGACGUGCUGGUCAACAACGCGGGCAUCAUGGGCGCCAAGGAGUACACGCAGUCCGCGGACGGCAUCGAGAGCCACUUUGCCGCCUGCCACGUCGGGCAUUUCCUUCUCACCAACCUCUUGCUCUCCAAGGCUCUGGCCCCCGAGGCUAGUGCGGAUGCCCCGAGGAAGAUCAGGGUUGUCAACGUGGCCAGCGACGGCUACCGCCUGGGCCCGGUCCGUUUCGAAGACUGGAACUUUGACGAUGGAAAGACGUACAAUCGCUGGUUCGCGUACGCCCAGGCCAAGUCAGCCAACAUGCUCUUCUCGCGCUCGCUCGCCCAGAAGCUCGGCAAGCGAGGUGUGACCUCGAUCAGCCUGCACCCCGGGUACAUCAUGACCGGGCUGACAAAGAAUCUCGCAUGGGAGGACUUUGGAGAACUUGACCUCAACGGGUCGUUCUUGACCGACGGUAAGGUGGUGGACGUGAAGCAGAUACACUCUUGGGGCAGGGAUCCCAUUGACGCUGAGAAGCUCUGGACACUGAGCGAGGAUCUUGUGUCUCAGAAGUUUGCUUAUUGA